AAGACUGACACAGGCAGAGGAGGAGCUGAAUCCUGUUAGCCUCGAUCUGGAAGUGCUUCCAGAGGUUUGGGAGAGUUUUGCAGGUCAGUUUUUGGAGGCGUCGACAUUUAACUCUAGUCACAAACCAAAAAAGGGAAUAUAUAUUAAGAAGCUUGUUGGUGCAUGCACGUGUAUUCUCACACCGGUGGAUCAUGCAAAGCUGAAAACUUAUGGCAGAUGGACUUGGAUCCCACCUGUUCCUGUCUAAUCAUUAACACCCAGGUCAACACGGAAACAAAGGAGACGGUCUGCAGAAGCGACCCCACAUAUUCUCAUCCUGCAUCAAAGAAAUCAGAGAGUGGAGUGCAGCAGUGCUCUGCAUGAGGAAUGGGAAGAGGCAACUGCAGCUGGAUUGGGCCUGAGAUCCCUUUGUCAUCACAGAUUUUCCGUGCCAUCAGAGAUGAGCUGUGGCUCUUCCUCAUCCCGGCUGGUCUCUCUCUCAUCUUACUGGGGGUGUUCCUGGAGGAGGUGGGCUUCAUCUUGCGCCAUGUGGUCUCCUCUCGACGAAAACGCCUUUAUCUCUGGAUCUUAGGAAUGUACCCGGCCUUUGCCUUGACGUCCCUCAUAUCCCUGUACGUUCCACGCUCCUCUUCACUCUGCAAUUUUAUUGCAUCAUUGUAUCACUCCAUCACUCUGCUGAAAUUCAUGGGACUCAUUACAGACUUUUUUGGAGGAAAGGCCUUUAUGCUGGCUGCUCUGUCUGGAAAGAAAGUAUCUCCAGAUCCCUUCCCCUGCUGCUGCUGCUGCUGCUGUCUUCCAAUGGUGGCCAUUAACAGAAGCAGUCGUGGAUGGAUGAUGGUUGCUGUGCUGCAGCUCUCGGUGGUCCGCAGCUUCCUGUUCUUCAUCACCUUGGUAUUGUGGACAGAUGAGCAAUACGAUUAUGGAGAUGUGGAUUCGGUCAAUCCAAACCUGUAUGUGAAUGCCAUUAUCUGUGUAUCAACCUUUGUGUCCUUCUAUGGGCACCUUCUGUUUUACAAAGCCACCAAGAGUGCUCUGCAUGGCUAUGGACUGAGAGCCAAGUUCAUCUGCAUCAUCGUUGUGUUGGUGUUGUGUGGGCUGCAGAGCGGCAUCCUAGAGACCUUAGGCGCUUUGGAGGUCAUUCCCUGCACUCCACCAUUCUCUGUCCUGACCAGGUCCCAAAUGAUCUACCACUACAGCGUGAUUGUGGAGAUGUUCUGCAUUGGGCUGUAUGCCCGCCACACUUUCCGCAAGGUGGAGCCAAGUGAGGAGAAGGAAACGGAUGCUUCUUUGAACAUCAGGAAGAUGGAGAAGGCUGUUCAAACAGACCCUUCUCAGAGCAUUCGACAUGAGUCCCGCCUGGCGUCAGAGAAAGCUCGGCCUGGACUCUUAUUUGGGAGCGCCACCAAUGGGGGUUACAGCAGCGACAGUGAGGACAGCCUGUGCAGGAUAGAGCAUGCGCCUCUGGAGGAUUUCCACUUUCCUCAGACUAAAGGGCAGCACCCAAUCAGACUGGAACCUUUAGAGCAAAGACCUGGAGAUCAGUCUGGCAUAAAUUUAAACCACUUUACAGUAAGGGCUGACAUAAAUUAUCAUGACUCUGAGGAUGUCACUGUGGUUUGACCAGCAGACAGGACAUUGAGAACAUUUUCACUUCAGCAUCAAUCUGAAAUCUAUAUCAAUUUUAUUUGUUUUCUUCACGCUGGGUGUGUGAGGAUUCAUGUUUAAGGAGAUUUUUUUUCUUUUGUAAAUGUGAAAGGUGCCUGUUUUUCAAUUGGUUUUCAAGUCUGAAAGAUGUUUUUACUCUGUAAAGCACUUUGUGUUGAUGAGGUAAAAACAAUGCCUUAUAAAUAAAGUUUGAU
Oryzias latipes (Japanese medaka) is the source of this 1859-nucleotide messenger RNA. RefSeq names its product organic solute transporter subunit alpha. Lineage: Eukaryota; Metazoa; Chordata; Actinopteri; Beloniformes; Adrianichthyidae. The record is from RefSeq and is a predicted model, not a curated record.